Sorghum bicolor (sorghum) is the source of this 706-nucleotide messenger RNA. RefSeq lists its product as uncharacterized. The record is from RefSeq and is a predicted model, not a curated record. The transcript has a single exon. Bases 32 to 706 code for a protein of 224 amino acids. NCBI's taxonomy places the organism in Eukaryota, Viridiplantae, Streptophyta, Magnoliopsida, Poales, Poaceae.
AAACAGAGAGGUCGCAUCGGACGGCGGCGAGAUGCUGGCGGUGUUCGAUCCCAAGGUAGCCAAGUGCCCGGAGGGCCUCCGCAGCCCGCCGGUCGCCGGAGCAGCCGCUGCAGCAGCACGCGUAGCCGGCGCGGGCGCGCUGAUGAAGGGCUUCUCCGACUCGCACGACGGCGCCGUCACCGUCAGCCUGGGCCCCUCCGGCGCGCUGGCCUACUCGACAGCCAACCAGAACCCCCUCGUCCCAAGGUGCUGUGCUCUGCUCCCCGGCGGGUCGGCGGCGAGCAACAGCCACCGGCGGACGGAGGGCCGGAUCCAGAGGACGGUGGCGUGGGGCUCGAUUCCGGACGCGACGGAAAUCAGCGCCGGUCUCGAUUCCGUGGAGGCUUGCGUCGCCGUCGCAGAAGACCGGAGAUGGGAGGCCUGCGGCAGCUCGAUUCCGUGGAGAAGACCGGAGAAGGGAAGCCUGCGCUGUCGUAGAAGAUUGGAGAAGGAACGCAGGAACGGAGAUGUAAUCCCUGUGGCGAGCUCUAGAAGGAAAGAGAAGGAACGCUGGCGAAGAUUGAGAAACUUUCUAUUUCUGCAAGAUUGCGCGAUGGGAGGAGGUGCCUUUCGCAGGUGUCGGAGGCAGACGGAAGAACGAAACAUUUUUGCACCAAAAAAUGUCCACACUUUGUUGUUUUUAGUUAUAGAAGAUAAGCGCCACUAG